ACAGGCCUGACAGCAGCAGCCAUGGCCGAGCUCCAGAAGCUUCACAAGAUGAAGAUGAUGAUGAGUCUCCAGAACGGCAACGAGUCGGACAACGACGACCUGCACUCCAACACAGGAGGGAGUGAGUGUUCCUGGGAUAAGGAGCGUCUCACCAGCCCCCCUGCUGGAGCCCACAGUGGAGGAGGUGCAGGGGGAGGGGGGGGCGGAGGAGCACAGGUCGGAGUGGCGGGAGGAGGAGGAGGAGGAGGUGGAGUGGCGGCAGGUGGAGGGAGCGGGAGGGGGCCGGCCAUCGGAGCGGUCAAUCAACAACAACUCCAACAGCAGCAACAGCUACUGGCUAACAGGUUGGACCUGCCCUUCAUGAUGAUGCCCCACCCUCUGCUGCCCAUGGGGUUGCCGCCUGCGUCCGUCGCCAUGGCGAUGUCACAGAUGAACCACCUCAACACCAUCGCCAACAUGGCCGCCGCAGCCCAGCAGAUCCACACUCAUGUCCACCGCGCACCUGUCAUCAAGGAGAGAGUGUGUGACAGUCCUUCUCUCUCUCCGUCUGUUGACGAGACCAACACUCCUCUGCAGUCGCAGCCCAGCAGCUCCGCCUCCAGCUCGCCAGAAAGACUGGGACUGGUGUCAGCUGAUGCAGAUGUUGCACUGACCAACCCUGCAGCACCCAAUAAGAAAAUAACAAAGGACAAAGAGUCUUCGCUGGGACAAGCCCUGCCCCCCGGCUUCCCCGCUCCGUUCCUGUUCGCUGACGGUUUGUCGUCAGUGGAGACCCUGCUCACCAACAUACAGGGUCUGUUGAAGGUGGCGGUGGAGAACGCCCGGGUGCAGGACAAACAGAUCCAGGCGGAGAAGAGGGAGCUGAAGAUGGAGCUCUACAGAGAACGAGAGAUGAGGGAGAGUUUGGAGCGACAGCUCACCUCCGAACUGCAGAGCAGAGCCUCCAUCCAGAAGCGUCUGAAGAAGGAGAAGAAGGCAAAGAGGAAGCUGCAGGAGGCGCUGGAGUUCGAGUCGAAGAGGAGGGAGAGAGUGGAGGAUGCUCUGAAACACUCGUCCUCGUCCUCCCCCUCUCCUGAGCCGCUUCACGCCGCCAACAACAACAUUAACGCCAAGAACAACGCUGCUGUAGCCGAGGAUAAACCUGAACUUAAUGGAAACCAGCAAGACAACAGUGCUGUACAAGGUACCUGA
Messenger RNA from Paralichthys olivaceus (Japanese flounder), 1191 nucleotides. The record is from RefSeq and is a predicted model, not a curated record. NCBI's taxonomy places the organism in Eukaryota, Metazoa, Chordata, Actinopteri, Pleuronectiformes, Paralichthyidae.